This is a messenger RNA of Herpailurus yagouaroundi (jaguarundi), 5322 nucleotides long. RefSeq names its product small G protein signaling modulator 1 (gene SGSM1). Gene Ontology annotation, biological process: activation of GTPase activity. Gene Ontology annotation, molecular function: GTPase activator activity. Lineage: Eukaryota; Metazoa; Chordata; Mammalia; Carnivora; Felidae. The record is from RefSeq and is a predicted model, not a curated record. The transcript has 24 exons. Bases 1948 to 5322 code for a protein of 1124 amino acids.
AAAAAAAAAAAAAAGAGUGUCUUAAGGUUCAGGUCAUGAUCUCACAGUUGUGGGUUCAAGCCCACGUCAGGCUCUGUGCUUAUCAAUCUGAUGGGUGUUCGAGAGCAGCCACUGUGGGGACCCUUGAAGCAGGGGAAUUUUAUUCUCCUGAACAGGUUACUGUUUCAGCCAGAAUAGAGAGACCAGGUGAGGUUUUAGGCAAGUAACACUGCAACACCCUGUGCGCCAGGCUCUGCUCAGCACAUGGUGUGCGUUACCUUGUUCAGUCUUCCCGCAGCCCCAUGAGGCAGGUGCUGUUCCUAUACGCCCUUCACCCAGCGAGAAAACUAAGGUUCAGAGAGGUGAUGUGCUUUGACUGUGGAAACACAAUCAGUAGCCACAGUGGCCAGGAUAUGGCAGCUGGAGCUGAGAUGGGAGGGAAAAAAAGUCCUAAGCCAAAAGUCCAACCAUGGCUUCCUAGCUUUGUGGCCUUCAGUAGGCCAGUUUGCCUCCCGACCCUCAAGUUUCCACACCUGUAAACAGGGCCGGUUCCAGGGGUUCGGCUAGGUAGUUUUCAGACUUGGAAAUGCUGCUGGUGAAGCCCAGCUUAGAGCCCGCUGAGCUCAGAGGUCAGCGCUGUUCACGGGGCGAGUGCUGACUCGGUUGUGUGGGGCAGACACUGCAGGGCAUGGCCAGGGAUGCUCUGAGUUCUGUUUUCCCCUCCAGGAGGCAACCGCAAGGAAGGGGAGAGGGGCAUGGAGAGCCUGCGAUCGCUCUCCGGUGGGUGCACUGCUGAGCUGGCCUGGCUGAGGCCGAGUAGGCCACGGGGCAGCCAGGAAGGGAGCGGCUGCUCAUGGAGGGGGUUGGAUUCAGAACUGCUCCUGUUACCCCAUGUCGCAGCCCUGGCGACGCAGAGCUGGGACCGGCCUUUGAGGUCAUCUCUCUUGGCCUCCUCAACCUCAAGGUGGGGAAACUGAGCCUCUAGAGAGGAGAAGUGCAUGGCUAAAGCCCCAUGGUGACGCUGGGCAGACUGGGGGCCAGAAUCCAGCAAAGCAGAAGGGUGUUCAGGCCACUGGAGAGUCACCUCUGUGAGCAGAGGCACGGCUGCCCUUUCAGCACUGUGUCCCUCACUCCUGGUGCAUCAGGGGCGCUCAAAAAAGAUUUGUUGAGUGUGUGAGGAUAGUAGGAAAACACACCCCCAGGGAGUCAGACAGCCUGGAAUUCGGUGUCUGCUCUGGGCCAGCUUUACUUCUCUGGGCAAGUUUGCUUCACUUUGCUGAGCUCGGUUUCCCAAAUUGAGAUCACAGACCCAACUGGUAGGUGCCUGAGCAGGGAUUGGAACCCAGAGCUGCUAGAUUCCAGGCCUGAUUUAUCACUAUACCUUCCUGAUACUUUUAUAUACUUGUUUCCCCUUUCUUUCUUUCUUUCUUUCUUUCUUUCUUUCUUUCUUUCUUUCUUUCUUUCUCUCCUUCUCUCCUUCUCUCCUUCCUUCCAAAAAUAUUUAUUGAGUACCUGCUAUGUGCCAGGCACUGUUCUAGUCUCCAUGGAUACAGAAGUGAACAAGAUAGGUGAGGCCCUGGCCUCAGGGAAUUUAUAUCUUAGAAGAAGGUAAUAGUAAGCAAGUAAACAGGACAGGAAUAGCAUAUGUACCCAGAAGGGACUGUAAUGGGGUGUGAGUGGUGUCAGGGGAGGGCUGUGUCAGAUAAGGGGCUCAAGGAAGAUGACAUUUCGUGUGACACCUGAGAAGAACCAGCCAGGCAGAGGGCCUGAAGAAACAAUUCAGUAAAACAGGCCUCAGACUUGCAGAAGGCGCCAUGAGGAGGGCAUGGAAGGAGAGAAGUUAUCAAAGCACCCCAGAUGGCCUCAGAGGGCCAGGAAGGACGACACGGCCCUUGGGGAUGACCGCACCCUGGGUCGCGUUUGGGUCUCUCCGUCCAACUGCCUCUGCCCUUCCAGGUGAAGCAGAUCAUGGAGGAGGCAGUCACACGGAAGUUCGUCCACGAGGACAGCAGCCACAUCAUCUCCUUCUGUGCGGCUGUAGAGGCCUGCGUCCUGCAUGGGCUGCGGCGGCGGGCGGCUGGCUUUCUGCGCAGCAACAAGAUUGCAGCUCUCUUCAUGAAAGUGGGCAAGAACUUCCCACCGGCCGAAGAGCUGAGCCGCAAGGUGCAGGACCUGGAACAGCUGAUGGAGAGCGCGCGAAACCAGAUUCAGGGCCUCCAGGAGAAUGUGCGGAAGCUGCCGAAGCUGCCCAGCCUGUCCCCACUUGCCAUCAAGCACCUGUGGAUCCGCACUGCUUUGUUUGAGAAGGUCCUGGACAAAAUUGUGCAUUACCUGGUCGAAAACAGCAGUAAAUACUAUGAGAAGGAAGCCCUCCUGAUGGACCCGGUGGAUGGCCCCAUCCUUGCAUCUUUGUUGGUGGGGCCCUGUGCCCUGGAGUACACCAAGAUGAAGACUGCCGAUCACUUCUGGACUGACCCCUCGGCCGACGAGCUUGUCCAGAGGCACCGCAUCCACAGCUCGCACCUGCGGCAGGACUCACCCACCAAGCGUCCAGCCCUCUGUAUCCAGAAGAGACAUUCAAGUGGCAGCAUGGACGACCGACCAUCCCUUUCUGCCCGUGACUAUGUUGAGUCCCUGCACCAGAACUCCCGGGCCACGCUCCUCUAUGGCAAGAACAACGUUCUGGUUCAGCCGAGGGAUGAUAUGGAGGCCGUGCCAGGGUACCUGUCUCUACACCAGACAGCUGACGUCAUGACCUUGAAAUGGACGCCUAACCAGCUGAUGAACGGGUCGAUGGGGGACCUGGACUAUGAGAAGAGCGUCUACUGGGACUAUGCUAUGACCAUCCGCCUGGAGGAGAUUGUAUACCUGCACUGCCACCAGCAAGUGGACAGCGGUGGGACAGUGGUGUUGGUCAGCCAGGACGGGAUCCAGAGGCCGCCGUUCCGCUUCCCCAAGGGGGGGCACCUCCUGCAGUUCCUCUCGUGCCUGGAAAAUGGGCUGCUCCCUCACGGGCAGCUGGACCCUCCACUCUGGUCUCAGCGGGGGAAGGGCAAAGUAUUUCCCAAACUGCGCAAGCGAAGCCCUCAGGGUUCUGCCGAGUCCACGUCUUCGGACAAGGAAGAUGACGAGGCCACAGAUUACGUGUUCAGGAUCAUCUAUCCCGGCAUGCAGUCUGAAUUCGUUGCUCCCGACCGCUUGGGCAGCACUCCCCCAGUCUCCGUGAGCCUUGCCUGGACGGUGGUUCCUGCCGGCCGGUCGGUGCUAGUGGUGGCCAGGGGCAGUCAGUGGGCGCGAGCCAGAUGGGAUGCCACCUUCCCCAUGCCGGGUCCGAAGCAGCAGCCCCCCACCCCCCAGGACCUGAUGGAUGUCUCCGUGAGCAACCUACCACCCUUAUGGCAACCCAGCCCCCGGAAAUCCUCCUGCUCAUCCUGUUCACAGAGUGGCUCCGCCGAUGGUGGCUCAACCAAUGGCUGCAACCAUGAGAGGGCUCCCCUGAAGCUCCUCUGUGACAAUAUGAAGUACCAGAUCCUUUCCAGAGCCUUCUAUGGAUGGCUUGCCUACUGCAGACACCUGUCCACUGUGAGGACCCACCUGUCAGCCCUGGUCAAUCACAUGAUCGUGUCUCCAGACUUGCCCUGUGAUGCCGGACAUGGGCUGACGGCCAGGAUCUGGGAGCAGUACCUUCAGGACAGCACAAGUUACGAGGAACAGGAGCUUCUACGCCUCAUCUACUAUGGAGGCAUCCAGCCGGAGAUCCGCAAGGCCGUGUGGCCCUUCCUCCUGGGCCACUACCAGUUCGGGAUGACAGAAACAGAAAGGAAGGAGGUGGACGAGCAGAUUCACGCGUGCUACGCACAGACCAUGGCUGAAUGGCUGGGCUGUGAGGCCAUCGUGCGGCAGAGGGAGCGGGAAUCCCACGCGGCGGCCUUGGCUAAAUGCUCAUCAGGGGCCAGCCUGGACAGCCACCUGCACCGGCUGAUGCACCGGGACUCCACCAUCAGCAAUGAGUCCUCCCAGAGCUGCAGUUCAGGCCGCCAGCACGUCCGCCUGCAGAGUGACUCCAGCAGCAGCACACAGGUGUUUGAGUCUGUGGACGAAGUGGAGCAGGUGGAGGCAGAAGGCAGGUUGGAGGAGAGACAGCCCAAGAUCCCCAACGGGAACCUGGUGAAUGGCACCUGUUCCCCGGACUCCGGCCAUCCGUCAUCCCACAACUUCUCCUCGGGCCUCUCGGAGCCCUCGGAACCCAGCCUGAGCACGGAGGACGGUGUCAUGGACGCCCAGCGGAAUGCCCCUCUGGUGCUUCGACCUGGGGACAGCAGCGUGGAUGACGGGCAGAGCAGUGAGGCCACCACCUCCCGGGAUGAGGCCCCCCGCGAGGACCUGGCCGUGCAGGACAGCCUGGAGAGCGACCUCCUCGCCAACGAGAGCAUGGACGAGUUCAUGUCCCUCACUGGCAGCAUGGACGUGGCCCUGCCCGGAAAGGAGGGGGCCGCGAUGGAGGGCUGGGGAGACAGUGAGGUGCGGAAGCACAGCCGUGUGGACAGUGAGGACAACCUCUCAGAGGAGCCCGAGAUGGAAAGUCUCUUCCCCGCCCUGGCCUCUCUGGCCGUGGCCACUUCUGCCAACAACGAGGCGUCCCCCGUGUCUUCCAGUGGCGUCACUUACUCUCCGGAGCUCCUGGACCUGUACACCGUCAACCUGCACCGCAUCGAGAAGGACGUGCAGCGCUGUGACCGCAACUACUGGUACUUCACGCCCGCCAACCUGGAAAAGCUGCGGAACGUCAUGUGCAGCUACAUCUGGCAGCACAUUGAGAUCGGCUAUGUCCAGGGCAUGUGUGACCUCCUGGCUCCACUGCUGGUCAUCCUGGAUGACGAGGCCCUGGCCUUCAGCUGCUUCACGGAGCUUAUGAAGAGGAUGAACCAGAACUUUCCCCACGGGGGCGCCAUGGACACGCACUUUGCCAACAUGAGGUCGCUGAUCCAGAUUCUGGACUCCGAGCUCUUUGAGUUGAUGCAUCAGAACGGGGACUACACUCACUUCUACUUCUGCUACCGCUGGUUCCUGCUGGAUUUCAAGCGAGAACUUGUCUACGAUGACGUCUUCUCUGUCUGGGAGACCAUCUGGGCAGCCAAGCACGUCUCGUCCGCCCACUACGUCCUGUUCAUCGCGCUGGCUCUGGUGGAGGUCUACCGUGACAUCAUCUUGGAGAACAAUAUGGAUUUCACAGACAUCAUCAAAUUCUUUAACGAAAUGGCUGAGCGGCACAACACCAAACACGUCCUGAAGCUGGCCCGGGACCUCGUGUACAAGGUGCAGACUCUGAUUGAGAACAAGUGA